AUGUCGCAGCCCUCACCGCCCCUCAAGGUGCCCUCCUCCGCCGCCAGCAACACCCCCGCCACGCUCGACCCCGACCUGCGCUCCCAGAUCAACACCCUCCUCCUGCGCGACGGCCACGUCUCCAAGAUCCAAGAGGCCCUGCUGCACGCCCUCAACUCCCACUCGACCAACUGGCCGACCGUGAUCCAGAGCCACGCGCUGGCGCUCCUGCGCUCCGGCGAAAUCACCACCUACCCCGCGCUCCUGCGCCGCGUCGUCGACGACGUCCGCGAGGCGUCUGCCUCGGCGGCCUGCCCCAACGGAGACGCUGCCGCCAAGGUCAACGGCAACGGCAACGGCAACGGCAACGGGCCCGCCGAGAGGGCCAACCUGGCCGUUCCGGAUGCCGUCGUCGAGGAGGCCCUUCGCGUGACGAGGGAGAGCCUCGAGGCUGUUUGCGAGAUGGACGAAGACGGGGGGGCGUGA
Messenger RNA from Ustilaginoidea virens, 465 nucleotides. RefSeq lists its product as uncharacterized. The transcript has 2 exons. The coding region runs from base 1 to 465 and encodes 154 amino acids. Lineage: Eukaryota; Fungi; Ascomycota; Sordariomycetes; Hypocreales; Clavicipitaceae. The record is from RefSeq and is a predicted model, not a curated record.